GUGAGUUACUUCCGUAUAUGUAUUACCAUGGUAACGGUCAACUCAGAGUUAGUGGAGCUCACUUAUUUGAUCCGUUGAAGCAAACGUUAAAUGAGUCAGCCCGUGUGGUUAAUACUGAAGAAGUUCACAAAACUGACGGUUAGCUCUUCACAGAAACAAACAUGUCGCAAAGGUCGUACAACCAGCUGUGGGCUGAUGCCCAGUUAGAACUGAGUCGCCUUCUGGCUGAGGAACUACCUGCCGAAGCCCCUCGCCCACAGAGGGAUAGAGUGGUGUUUUUUCAGCGCCUAGCCCUGUUUUAUGUGCGCUACCUCCAGAUCUUUAGGCAGCUGAACAAAGCCUACAACCAGGUGGUUCACCCUCAGAAGAGACGAGCUAUUCGCUCAGUUCUGGAGGCUGUGAUGGGAAGGUUGUUAGAGCUGAAGAAUGAAAUGGUGGAAAAAGAGUUUUCAGAGUAUCAUUACAUGGAUGAUGUUCUUCAUGACCUGAAACUCACACCAGUAAAUCUUGAGAUCCCUAUUCCUCGCUAUUUCAUUACAGAACUCCGUAAAGAUGUCCAAGAACGAAAGACAAUGAUAACAAAUAUACUUAAAACGGUGGAGGUGACUGAAAGCCCACAGUUGGUGAUAACUAAGGAUAUGAGUCAAGAGGAGGCUGUGACGAUCAUUCAAGUAGCGGAGAGAGCCCGCCAAAAACGCCUGAGGGCAAAGUUGAACGAGGAGAGGAGAAAUAUGAGCAGGAAGAACAGAAUCUCAGAUCCAGGGGCGGUGGGCACUGAGCUGGCAGCAGUCUGCAUUCAGAAGGUGUGGAGGGGCUAUAUACAGAGGAAGAGGACAAAGAUGGCUCGGGAAGAAGAGAUGAUUUUUCUGGGAAUGGCUAUGGAUCCCAAAUAUCAGUUGCCCUGCCGUGCAGAAACUACAGCUCAAAGCAGCGAAGCCAGCACACAGACUGUACAGGAGGAGCAUGAGGAUGACUACCAGAAGUCUGUGGUGGCGAUUACAAACCAACUACGAGAUGUUGAAGGUCACGAUAUGAGCAACACCAUGAAAGAUCAGAUCCGACAGUGGUUCAUUGAAUGCCGAGACUCCACCGGCGUAUUUCCAGACUACCCAGAUGCAGAAGAUGGAGGCUCAGCUCUUAUUUUUGCAGAAAAACACCCUCAGCAGUUAAUAGAAGAAAUUGCUGCAAAGGAAGAAGAGGAGUCCAACAACAAGCCAAAAGGAAAAGAGGAAAAGGGGAAGAAGAACAAAGGGAAGGAGAAAGAGAAGGGGAAAGAUGAAGAAGAGGAGGAGCCAGGGUUGAAGAUGAUGCCAUCUGCUUUUCUGCCUGACUUGGAAAUUGGAAACAAAGUCUAUGAUGAUUUUUGGAAAAACCACAAUGAUUCCAGUAACUAUAACCAGAGGCAUGAGGUGGAGCUGAUUAAGGAAGAGAAGAGAAAAGUCAUUGAGGCAGAGAUUCGACUACAGGUUGAUGAGCAGAUGAGACAAGAGCUGGCUGAGUGGAAGCUAACUGUGGACAAAGACAAAGGCGGGAAAACCAAAGUCAAUGCCAAGAAAAAGAAAGGAUCGAAAAGUGGGAAGAAGAAAAAAAAGGAGAAAGAUCUAACAGCUGAUAGGACUCUUGAGUCUCUGUGCCAGGAGCUGGUGGACCAGGGUUUGUUGAAACAAGCAAAGAAUGUUCAGCUGCAGGAUUUCCUGGGUGACUACAGUUACCUUGGGACCACCCUAAGGCAAAAUGACAUCGAGCCUAUGCCGUCGCUGUCAGACGUGAGGCAGGUUUUAGCUCUUUAUGGUGUCUUGCCUUUAGGCUCUCAGGUUGUCCAUGAGAAGGCUCCCCUGAUCAAAGCCAUCCUGCUGGCAGGGCCGGCGGGGGUCGGGAAGAAGAUGUUAGUCCAUGCAGUGUGUCAGGAGACAGGAGCCAACCUGUUUGAUCUGUCUCCACUUAAUCUAGUGGGAAAGUACCCUGGGAAGAGUGGCCUCGCAAUGAUGCUUCACAUGGUCUUCAAGGUUGCGCGACUGCUGCAGCCUUCUGUGAUAUGGAUUGAAGAUGCAGAGAAGAUGUUCUACAAGAAAGUCCCAAAGGAGGAAAAAGAGUUAGAUCCCAAGCGCCUGAAGAAAGACUUACCUAAAUCUCUGAAGUUAAUCAAAGGGGAGGAUCGUGUUCUUAUAAUAGGAACAACUAAAGACCCACAAAGCACUGAUAUCAAGUCACUGUGUAAAAUGUACAAUAAAAUUAUACUCAUCCCGAGACCUGACUAUGGCUCAAGAUACAUCUUGUGGAAGCAACUGAUUCAGAAACAUGGAGGUGAGCUAACCAAGGCUCUGGACCUCAGCUCUCUGGCAAAGAUCUCUGACGGCUACACCCCAGGUCACAUGAUCCAGGUGAUCCAGGGUGUUGUAACCAAGCUGCGCAUUCUGCAGCAGGUGAACAGACCACUGACAGCUGUGGAGUUUGUCGCCCCAUUAGCCCAGAUUGACCCCGUGUUACAGCCGGAGGAGGAAGCCCUUAAAAACUGGUAUGCAAAGACUCCACUUGGAAAGAAACGGAUUAAGGCAGCAACAGGAAAAGAUGAAGAGGAGGCACCAGUUAAAGGCAAAAGUACAAAGAAGAAAGGGAAAAAAUAAUUUAAUAUUUUUUUUCACUUGAUUGAAGCUUUUAUGUGAAAUGUGGCUGUAUUUGCUCCAGUAAAAUAAAAAAUAAAAAAUUCCACAUACUGCACAUUCAUUGUGAGUGGCAGUUAUAUGAUAUAGGUCUUUAAGCUUUUAGGGAAACAUUGUGUUUUAAUAGAAGAUAUGCAAAAUAAUACAUUAAAAGCAUAUUGGACCUUUAAUCCAAACCUAGGCAGGCAGUCCAGGCACUGAUUAAAGCC
Sphaeramia orbicularis (orbiculate cardinalfish) is the source of this 2869-nucleotide messenger RNA. RefSeq names its product dynein regulatory complex protein 11. The transcript has 19 exons. Lineage: Eukaryota; Metazoa; Chordata; Actinopteri; Kurtiformes; Apogonidae. Bases 162 to 2624 code for a protein of 820 amino acids. The record is from RefSeq and is a predicted model, not a curated record. Gene Ontology annotation, molecular function: protein binding; ATP binding; ATP hydrolysis activity.